AUGGCCGACUCCAAAGAUGACCUGACCGAAAAGGCCCAUUUCGAUCCUAACUGGAUCGCGUGGAAUGGAGGCUACAUACACUCUAACAACGUCUUGUUCUAUUUCGCCACUUCACCAUUCUUCGACCAAGUCUCUGGGAAUCAGUCUCUUUUCACCCAGUGGGCGGGCACUCCGAAUCAGAACGAUAUCCUAGGCACAAGGGCUAAAUUCGAGGACAAUCUACGCCAUCAGCGUGGCAUUCAAUAUGUCGUGGAGCACGAUCCACUUGAGGAAAAGGUCAUGAUCGAUGGCCCCAAUGGUCCUGAACAGUCCAAUGUUUGGGUGAUUCGGAAACAGAACCGCGAAGACGACACGGCCAACGGAGUCACCGUUUUGGGCUACUACUAUAUCGUCAAUGAUGUGAUCUAUCAAGCUCCAGCAGUGGCAAGCGUGCUCACUUAUAGAAUGUUGAACACGGUCUCGGCGCUGGAGAAGGUCUUUUCAGCACCAGCAAACCUAUUCUAUUUUUCCGUUUCGCAUGGCCAUACCUAUCACAAGCCCGUCCAAGCGUCGGCCAAUCAAGCCACAUCAGAUCCUGCUCAGCAAAGUAAAGAGAGCACACCAAUGCCCGGAAGUCAGCUAUCUGCAAGCGAGAAACCAACAACAUCCUCAGCUCAGCCACAAGAAGAAAACAAUACUGGAGCCCGCACUGUCUGGGAUGCACUGCGCAUGACCCUGCAAUAUGGCAAGGAGUAUGCCGAUGACAUAUCCUUGGCUGGGGAGCCUGGAAACUUCAGAUUUUCUAAGAACAAAGAGGCUGCCACUGGUCAAAUUAAGGGUCAGACGAGCGGCAACAUAGCCACGCCUAAUCAAUCUCGAGCACAGUCGAUGGUUCCAGCUUCGUCAAGCAGCAACGCGGCAGUGUCAAAAGGUCUUAAGAUCGGAGACAAGGGGGCUACGACGCCUGAUGGAGUGGUCAAUCGAAAAAGAAGGAAGAGUAAAGCAAGCGAACCAAGUCCGUAG
Molecule: messenger RNA, 1002 nt
Organism: Exophiala viscosa
Lineage: Eukaryota; Fungi; Ascomycota; Eurotiomycetes; Chaetothyriales; Herpotrichiellaceae
Product: MED6 mediator subfamily complex component-domain-containing protein
Exons: 2
Coding region: 1-1002 (333 amino acids)
Biological process (GO): regulation of transcription by RNA polymerase II
Cellular component (GO): core mediator complex; mediator complex
Molecular function (GO): transcription coactivator activity
Source: RefSeq, a predicted model, not a curated record